UAGUAUUUGUUUGAAUAUGGCGUCCUCAAAUGUUCAAUACUACCAACGACAAAAAGAAAACCAAGAUGUCAUUCACAACCAUGAAAGCAAGAGGGCGAAUUUAGAACAACAGCUGAAAGUUCUCGCAAAGACAGAUAAUCGACUGGCAAAGUUGAGAGCAGCAAAAUUGAAGACCUACUGGAAAAAAAUUUGUGAUGACCAGAAGAGAGCUCAGGAACGAAAUGAUCGUAUUGUUCAGGAGUUUGAGAGGAUUGACACUUUCCUUGCGGCAUCAACUGCCAGGACAGAGAAACUCCGGCUACUCAAGAGACAGUAUGAAGAGUACAUAGAGAAAACCUAUCCACUAUGGAUGGAACAGGUGCUACAUCACAGACAGCAGACCCAGCAAUCUCCCGCCCAGGGGGCCCAUCCCUUGAGCUCUCAAGGACCUCCUCAACCCUACCCACAGGGACAGCCCAGCUAUCCUCAUCAUCAGCCUACACCAGGCCACACUCCCCAGUCUCAAUCAGUUGGAGAGGCAGGUCCACCUCCCAUGGAGCCACCUCGUGGCUACAAAGAAACAUCAACCCCAACCAGAAGCACUUACAACCCAAGCCAAAGGGAUGAGAGUCCAGAGGAGAGAGAUUCAUAUGGUCAUGUACUGACAUCCACACCAUUUAGAGGAGAUGAUCAAUAUACACAAAAGCCAAAAACAUCCUCCAUUUAUGCCAACAUAUCACAAGUAAUGCGAAAUCCCACUGAUCAGGAGACAGUCCAACAACAGAGUCAACCCAGGGCUGUUCAACAACAGGUCUCGCAUGUCCCUGCUGAAAGGGAGACAACUGCCUACCAACACAGUGUGCCUGAUCAGGUUACUGAUGUUAGCUUCAGUGAUGAUAUUGUGGAGGAAAUGGUGCAGCAUCCCCAGCCAAUACAGAGUGUACGAAUUGGUCAACAAGUGCACAAACCAGUGCCAGAGUCUCCAGAUAUAUCCCAAUCCCUGUCUGGACCAAUGGAGCCUAACCCGGUUGAUGAAGUGGGUGGAGAUGAAGUCAGUGAUUUUGGAGAUGAUGAUUUACCGUUAAGUACGAGUCAGACAGGACCAGAUCAGCCUCAAAAGAUAGUGACCCAUGACCAGGUAUCUCCUCCCAGCUCUCCGGACGCCACGCCUCGGGAUCGUCCAAUACAAACCGCUGUGACAGGAGGUGAUAGCAGCUCUAGUCCUGCUACCCCAUCUCCGGAGCUACAUCUAGAUGGACUGGUGCGUCUGAUCACUCAUGUCCAGGCUGACUUCCCAGAAGCUUUAUCUCUGGAGGGAUACUACCGUUCUCAUCGUCCUUCCGCCUCCGACCGACGUGAUAUCAUGCAUAAAGGCAACAAGGGCAUCCCGAUGCAUGAUCAGGAUGCUGAGAAGAUCAGCAUGGUGCUGUUGGAACAGCUCCCCCUGGUGGUGAGGAAUUUGUCUCCCAAGGGCCUCCUACCAGACUCUGUUCUUGCUGGCAAUGUAGACAGCAUCACAGAGAUGAGAAUCAGAAUGGCCCUGCCAGAAGCUGCUCAGCCCCUGUGGGACUGUUUGUUUGAUCACCUGUCCCAGUUAGUGCGAAACAAAGUCAUGGUAACUAAGGAAGUGGCCGCCGUGUUUGUUCCUAGUUUGGUGGCCGACUACUCUCCGUACCAGGACAGGGCAUACAACCUUGUAAUCCGCCUCCUUGAAAAGUUUGAUGAGUAUAGACAGGCGGAGAGUGAGGGGAUGACUCCCAGAGAUACCAUGGACAGCAUGAGGAGUAGUCUGGGAGGAGUUAUUAUUGGUCCAGAGGGCAAAGUACAAGUCCCACCACUCAAGUUCGGCAGUUUAGUGGAUAAACAAUUCGGUAGCGAUGAUGAGACCACCACCAUGUUGACCCCGAGCGUCCCCACAGAUGCCCCUAAGGUGCCCCUCAAUGAGACAGCAGCCUACCGUAACAUGUUGUCGGGAACCAUGUCAUCACAGAACAGACAACAAGCCCAUGUCGAUGAUGAGGAUACAGAUGAUGAUGUGGAAAAACAGUUUGCAUCAGCCCUGUCUCCUCGAGACCCUCCCAGCACUAUACCACCUCCUAAAAGUUUUGCUAACCCCACUGACUCCAAACCUGACAAUCAGGCGGAGCCUCUUUCUGAACUCAGUACACCAACUCAGCCAAGUCCGGUUUAUGUUCCAACUGCAGUGCAGAAACAGAGUGUCAAGUCAGCUUUGGGUUCUACGGCUGGGUCAUCCAAAUCUCACAGGAAAGUUGGCAUUCAGUUUAGUUCUGACCUGGACACCGACACAGAACCAGAGAUGCCAAUGGGCAGAAAAACAGAGGAGGAACAAGACGACUUCUUUGAAUUCUAUGGAUGAUCUUGUUUACUAGAAACUAGAUAGACGAUAGUAUAAAUCUGAUAGAUAAUUGAGAUAUAAAUAAUUGUAGAGAUGUAUAUUUGUCAUUGUGUAAGGGACAUGUUUACACUUCCCUGUUUUAUCAGCAGUAGAGGAUUAACAUAUCUACAGAUUUUAAUAUACAUUGGUCUGUCAUUGCAUUUUAAUAUUUCAAACAUGUUACAGUAAGUUAUUUCAAUACUGAGUGUAUAAUUGUUAUUGUAGAUCUGCCAUGUGUUUAAAUGUGUACUGUUUCUGUGAUAUUUUAAACUGAUGUAUAUUCAAUAUGUUAACAAAAUAAAUACCCGG
Mizuhopecten yessoensis (Yesso scallop) is the source of this 2683-nucleotide messenger RNA. Its product is annotated as centrosomal protein kizuna-like. Bases 17 to 2356 code for a protein of 779 amino acids. The transcript has 16 exons. Gene Ontology annotation, cellular component: centrosome. NCBI's taxonomy places the organism in Eukaryota, Metazoa, Mollusca, Bivalvia, Pectinida, Pectinidae. Gene Ontology annotation, biological process: spindle organization. The record is from RefSeq and is a predicted model, not a curated record.